AUGAGAAGUUCAAGUUCUAACUAUUCAUUAUAAAGAGAUUUCUAAAAACUAGAAUCCAGAUUAGAAAGUAUUGAUUUAAGAAAUAGAAGUGGAAUUAGAGAUAAAAAACAAGAUAUUGGAUAUUCAAGAAUUGAUAAUAAAGAAAAUUAUGCAAUUUAAACAGCAAAGAAUUAAUUAUUUUCAUAUGGAGCUAAAUAUUAACAUAAACUUUAAAUGUAAAAAUCAAAAGUAGAUAUUCCUGUUGUUGAGGUCAAAAGAGUGGAUGAUAAAAAAAAGUUGAGUAUAAUUUUCAAAUUUUAUGCAUCCUUUGGUGAUAGAACUAAUAUUGAUUAUAUUCGAUCAAAUAAAAUACAUAAAUUAAUGUCAGAUUCUCAAAUAAAACUUUAGAGAUAGGAUUAGUAAUAAAUUGAUUUACUUUUUGUGAAAGCAAAUAGAAAUAAACCUAACAUGGAUUUUGAGAACUUUUAUUACUUUUUAGAAUUACUCUCUGAAAAUUUAUAUGGAGAAAACUCUUUUUAGUUUUUGAUGGAUAAUCACUUGACUCCAUUAUUUGAAAAUAUAAUAUCAUCUACUGAUUUAGGAGAUGAAGAAACUAAACUAUCUGAAGAAAUUGAUACUAUUUGUGUAAAAUUAAUGUAGGUUGUUAUUUAACCAAUCACAGUUAUUUAUAAUAAAUAUUUCCCUCCUCAAUUUAAGAACUUUAAUUUGAAAGAUUAAUAAGAAGAAUUAAUGAUAAAACAAUAGAUUAGAUCUUCUUUAUUUUUAUUUUUAAAAGAAUUUGAAAUAUGCCCUUAAUUUAUAACUAAAGGAUCUGCAUAUUUACUUUUAGAUUAUAUUUAGGCUGAUCAAGACUUACCAUAAAUUUGUUAAUAAUAAAAAAAGUAAAAAUCAAAAUUUGAUGUUAAUUAAUUUUGUUGUUAUAUAAUUAAAUUAGCGAUGAUGACUCUUUAAAGCUUUGAUGAUUCUACUUAAGAACAACAAAUUAUAACACCAUUAUAAAAAUUAGCCUUUUUAUUUGAAAGAAUGGAAUUGAGUCAAGGUUUUAAUAAUUUAGAAAUACCAUCAAAUAAUUCGAAAAUGAAUUGGAAAUUGAAAGUACCUGAAGAACUUAUAGAAUUAAUAAUUAGUGAUCCUAAUGCAAUUCAAUAUUUAAAUUCAUCAACUUAGAGAAUGAAAAUUAAUUAAUUGAAAAACGAAGAAUUUUAUGAAGAAUAAGUUAAAAGAGUUAAUACAAUACCUACAAACAGAAUUCGACAAUCAAUUUAAAUUAAUAAAUAAUUUGAAGAAUAAUCUCAAUAGUUAUUCUAAGAAAAUUAUACAUAAUUAUUUAAUAUAUAUAGGCAAUAUUCAGGAAUAAGUUAAUAAACAGGGCAAGAUAAUGAAUUAGUUGGUAGCAAAUGGAUGAAAUUCUUAAAAGAUGCAAAUUUAGUAAAUAUUAAUCUUGUUGAGAAAAAUAGCAAAUUUGCAUACUAAAUACCUCAUAAUGAAAUUGAUUUAAUAUUUGCAAAAGCAUGUACAGCUUAUCAAAAUAAUAGAGCAUCAGUUCCGAUUAAAUAAAAGAAAUAAACAAUGAAUUUUAUUUAAUUUUUAAAAGGGAUCUAAUUAUUGACGAAUGAUAUAAAUGUGUUAAAAACAAUUUUGAAUCAUCAUAUAUUGCAUUUAAUGGGUUAAGGAUCAGAAAAUAAAAUUAAAGAUCUUCUCUCAUAAUUAAUGAAUUUAUUGAAAGAUAAGGAAAUUGUUGAAUUUCUUGGAUUGUUACACAAAUCUAUUCUCGUAUAUUAUAAACAUUACACAAUAAGUAAAUAAGUUAUGAAUUUCGAACAAUUCUUAAGAUUUUAUAAAGUAAAUAUAAUUAUAAAUAAUAUUAGGAUUUUUCUAUUUUCCCUGAUUUAUUGACCAAAAAUAAAAUAGUUUAAAUAUUUUAGAUAUUGUCAAAAUUAUAUGAGAAUCAAGAAAAUUCAAAUCUAAAAAGUGGACUUAUAGAUUAACAUAUGUUUGUUGAAUCUCUUGCACUCUCAGCCUUAGAAAUCUCAUAUAAUGAUGAUGAAAAUUUAAGUUAGUUAGAAAAGGUAAAUAUUAAAGAAAUUAUAGAUUUAUUAUUUGAUUGAGAGAUUAAAUUAAUCAGAUGGUCCUAGAAUCGUUCAAAAGUAAUUAGGACAUACUACGUAAGAUUUAUAAUUAAUUAUACAUAGUUGUCCUUCUGGUCAAGAUUGGGACUUAUUGUAUCAUAUAAAAAAGAAAUUUUCUUGGUUAAUUUAAUAACAAGAGUAAGUUUCUUACUAAUAAUGA
Messenger RNA from Paramecium sonneborni, 2289 nucleotides. The record is from the annotation of a GenBank genome assembly. Lineage: Eukaryota; Ciliophora; Oligohymenophorea; Peniculida; Parameciidae.